UGAGUGCGCCAGGUGCCCACAUUCAACUAAACCAAGCAAGCAAAUCUUCUCAGUCCUCGUCUCCCCGGAUAUAUUACUCACUUCCGUCCAGUUCACAGGGUGCACGUCCCAUUGCUUCCAUUCAUCUCCUUUCUGUGGUCUCAAGAACCAUGGACGAGGCCGGUGACCUCAAGGUGCACGUCAAUGGCCAUCACACGCUUCUUCUCCACCAGAGCGUCGUGUGCGCCUUCUCGGGGAGGCUGAGGGCAAUGGUAGCGCAGGAGAAGAAAAGGAUGAAGACGGCGAGCAGAGGAGCAGGAGGAGGAGCAGAGGCGUCAAUGGCCAUCGAGCUCGCCGGCUUCCCUGGAGGCGCCGAGGGGUUCGAGCUAGUGGUCCGGUUCUGCUACGACAGUGGACGUCUCCCGCCGCUCCGCCCCACCGACCUCCCGCUCGUUCACUGCGCCGCCUCGUUCUUGGACAUGACCGAGGAGGUGCGCGCCGGCAACCUCCUCGUCCAGGCGGAGGCCUUCGUCGACGACGGCCUCUGCCACUGGACGUGGGCCGACCUGCUCGCCGCAGUCAAGAGCUGCGAUUCGCCCUUCUCCUCCGGUCUCCUCGACAAGCUCCUCUCCGCACUGUUCUCCAGGAUCGCAGUAGGCGCGGAGACGCUUACCCGCUCGUCGUCAUCGACGUGUUCCUCCUCGUCGCCGGACACGGCCGGCGGCCGGCCGUCGUCCGCUGCCAGGACGGCGGAGUCAAUGAAGCCGUCGUGCCUGGUCGGCGGCAGGGAGUGGUGGUUCGACGACGUGGCGUCGCUGUCCCCGGCGACUGUCGAGAAGGCGAUGCGGGUGAUCGGCUGCUACGGCGCCGAGAACAAGAACCUGACUUUGACGCGGUUCCUGCUGCACUACCUCCGCCGCGCCGCAACGCUCCGCAAGGCCGACGACCAGGGCUGCCUCUCCGGCCUGGCCGAUACGGCCGUGCAUGGCGUGGAGCUCGGCGGAGGGGCCGCGGCGUUCUCCUGCCGAGGCCUCUUCUGGGCGCUGCGGGUCGCGUCGGCAGCUGGGAUGAGCAGGGAGUGCAGGCGUAAGCUGGAGAGGCUCGUGGGAAAGAUGCUGGACCAGGCCACGCUCGAUGACAUCCUUGUCUCCGGCGACGGCGGUGGCGUGUACGACGUGAGCCUGGUCAUAAGGCUCGUCAGGGUGUUCGUGAGCUCCGUGAAGGAGGAGAAGGAGGCCACCUCGCCGUCGCCGCUGUCGUCAUCGUCGCGGGAGAGGAUGAGGAAGGUUGGGCGGCUGUUGGACAAGUACCUCGCCGAGAUCUCGCCGGACCAUGGGCUGGGCGUGUCCAGGUUCCUCGCCGUCGCCCAGAGCCUGCCGGACUCUGCCAGGGACUGCUACGACGGUGUGUACAGGGCACUGGACAUCUACCUCGAGUCUCAUGCUGCCUUGACCGUCGAGGAGCGGGGGACUUUGUGUCGGUGCCUCAACUAUGGAAAAUUGACACUCGAGGCGUGCAAAGACCUGGCCAAGAACCGGCGGAUUCCGGCUGGCAUCGCCGUGCAAGCUUUGUCCUCGCAGCGGGUGCCCAAGCUCCCGAAUCCACUCUCGCCGUCACAAACGCCCAGACGGGUUGUGGUGGACGAGGAGAAGGAGGCACUGAGGGUGGACCUACAGAAGAUGCAGGGCCGGGUGGUGGAGCUAGAGACCGCGUGCAAGGAGAUGAUGGGCCACGUAAAGGUAUCUCGGACGGUGGCCAACAAGUCCUUCGGUGGCAGGGGCUUGCCUUGGAUGUGCUAGCAGCAGCUAGUUAAUGGAGAUGUAAUAUUUUUUGGGUGA
This is a messenger RNA of Lolium rigidum, 1817 nucleotides long. Its product is annotated as BTB/POZ domain-containing protein At1g50280-like. The transcript is spliced from 3 exons. Lineage: Eukaryota; Viridiplantae; Streptophyta; Magnoliopsida; Poales; Poaceae. The coding region runs from base 150 to 1778 and encodes 542 amino acids. The record is from RefSeq and is a predicted model, not a curated record.